CACCCUCCUCUCGCUCUCUCCCUCCUCCCUGCCUGCCUCCCGCGCUGCGCCUCCGGAGCUCCCUGGGCAGGAGAGGUGAAACCCGCCGCUCACCCCCCAGUCUCCAGGGCGGCGUUGGCACUUGGCAGCUGCUCUGAAAUGAACCAAGGCUCCGCUUGAAACUGGCCAGGGCUCCGGCGGCCGGCUGCGGCGGUCGCUGGGCGGCCAAGCUCGGCCGACCCGGCCCUGGGCUCCGUCUUUCGCCCGACUUACUCGGCCGGGGGCCACUUUCGGCCCCUGGCUGGAUCCCUCGCCCGCCUCCUCUCCGGUGCCUGGCGGUGCGCAGCAUCUCCUUAAAAGGCGACCGCCGCGGCUCCUGUCCAAAGCAGCAGCAGCCGCCGCCGCGUUGCCUGGAGUUGGGAUACAGGCAGAGAAGCUCCCCGGCGCCGACUGAAGAGCCAGCGAGGGGCGCGCGCGCGCACCCCCGAAGGGGGCCACGGGAGAGCCGGCAGCGGCUUGGCAUUUGGGCAGCGCGGCGGCGUCAGGCGAGCAGGCGCGCCCUCCCUCCCUCCCGUCUUCUUUCCCUCCCCGCCAGCUGCCGCCUCGCGCCUACUUAAGGGCAGCCGGAGCAGCACGAGGUCACGGCGGCCAACUCCGGCGCGCCGCGGACUGCGGAGUUGCGAGCAACUCUGGCGGCGGGGCCGCAGUGCCGUUUCCAAGGACACCGGAGUUCCCAGAGCAGCCGAGUCCGCUCGCCCCGGAGCCGGAGCAGGGAUGGCGCGGUGACUUCGCCGGCAGUGCUCUCGCGGUGCUCCGAUCGCUCUUUGCCUUCUGCCCUGCGAGCCCCCAGCCCGGACCACCGCCGGAGUCAGCCCCGCGCAGGAAACGGAGCCAUGCCCGGGACAGGGAGCUUUCUGCUGGCUUUCGCGGCGCUUCUGGGGCUCAGCUGGACGGCUGGCGGCUGGGUGUCGGCGGCGGCAGCCGGGGCGGAGCAGCAGAUCCCCUUGUCCGUCGUCAAACUCUGGGCCUCUGCUUUUGGUGGGGAGAUCCGAUCUAUCGCUGCUAAAUACUCAGGUUCUCAGCUCCUGCAGAAGAAAUAUAAAGAAUAUGAGAAAGAUGUUACCAUAGAAGAAAUUGAUGGCCUUCAACUUGUGAAGAAACUAGCAAAGAAUAUGGAGGAGAUGUUUCAUAAAAAAUCUGAAGCUGUGAGGCGCCUUGUUGAAGCUGCAGAAGAAGCUCAUUUGAAACAUGAAUUUGAUGCUGAUUUACAGUAUGAAUAUUUCAAUGCUGUUCUUAUUAAUGAACGAGAUGAGGAUGGAAACUUCCUAGAACUUGGAAAGGAAUUCAUCCUGGAACCAAAUGAACAUUUUAAUAACUUACCUGUGAAUGUCACUUUGAGUGAUGUCCAAGUGCCAACCAAUAUGUACAACAAAGACCCUGCUAUUGUGAAUGGAGUCUACUGGUCUGAAUCGUUAAACAAAAUAUUUGUUGACAACUUUGAUCGUGACCCUUCCCUCAUAUGGCAGUACUUUGGAAGUGCAAAGGGCUUUUUUAGACAAUAUCCAGGUAUUAAAUGGGAGCCAGAUGAAAAUGGAGUCAUUGCCUUUGACUGCAGAAAUCGAAAAUGGUACAUUCAGGCAGCCACUUCUCCUAAAGAUGUAGUAAUUUUAGUUGAUGUCAGUGGCAGCAUGAAAGGACUCCGUCUGACAAUUGCGAAGCAAACUGUGUCAUCUAUUUUGGAUACCCUUGGAGAUGAUGAUUUUUUUAACAUAAUUGCUUAUAAUGAAGAGCUCCAUUAUGUAGAACCAUGCUUGAAUGGAACAUUAGUUCAAGCUGACAGAGCCAAUAAAGAGCACUUCAGGGAGCACCUUGACAAACUUUUUGCAAAAGGGAUUGGAAUGCUGGAUAUAGCUUUAAUUGAAGCUUUCAACAUGCUAAGUGAUUUCAAUCACACAGGACAAGGGAGUAUUUGCAGUCAAGCCAUAAUGUUGAUUACAGAUGGUGCUGUGGACACUUAUGACGCAACAUUUGCCAAGUAUAACUGGCCAGAUAGGAAGGUUCGCAUUUUCACUUACUUGAUUGGAAGAGAAGCUGCUUUUGCUGAUAACCUCAAAUGGAUGGCAUGUGCCAACAAAGGGUUUUUCACUCAGAUUUCUACUCUAGCUGAUGUGCAGGAAAAUGUCAUGGAAUAUCUGCAUGUGCUUAGUCGACCCAAAGUGAUUGAUCAAGAGCAUGAUGUGAUAUGGACUGAAGCCUAUGUUGACAGCACUCUUCCUCAGGCUCAAAAGCUUGCUGACGAUCAGGGACUGGUUUUGAUGACCACUGUUGCCAUGCCAGUAUUUAGUAAGCAAAAUGAGACUAGAUCGAAAGGCAUUCUUCUGGGAGUUGUAGGCACCGAUGUCCCUGUGAAGGAACUUUUAAAGACUAUUCCAAAAUACAAGUUAGGUAUUCAUGGAUAUGCAUUUGCAAUCACAAACAACGGAUAUAUUCUGACUCAUCCAGAACUCAGGCCUCUGUAUGAAGAAGGAAAAAAGCGAAGAAAGCCAAACUAUAGCAGCGUUGAUCUUUCAGAGGUUGAAUGGGAAGACAGGGAUGAUGUGCUUCGCAAUGCAAUGGUGAACCGGAAAACAGCAAAAUUCUCCAUGGAAGUGAAGAAAACAGUGGACAAGGGGAAGCGGGUUUUGGUGAUGACAAAUGACUACUAUUACACAGACAUCAAGGGGACUCCUUUCAGUUUAGGUGUCGCUCUUUCUAAAGGACACGGCAAAUAUUUCUUCAGAGGAAAUGUUUCAAUAGAAGAAGGGUUGCAUGAUUUAGAGCAGCCUGAUGUAUCUUUGGCAGAUGAAUGGUCAUAUUGCAAUACCGACUUGCAUCCUGAGCACCGCCAGAUGAGUCAGUUGGCAGCUAUUAAAAACUACCUCACAGGAAAAGAGCCAUUGCUUCAGUGUGAUAAAGAAUUAAUACAAGAAGUGCUGUUUGAUGCAGUAGUGAGUGCACCAAUAGAAGCUUAUUGGACCAGUCUUGCACUAAACAAAUCAGAAAAUUCAGACAAGGGAGUAGAAGUUGCUUUUCUCGGAACUCGAACAGGUUUUUCUCGUGUCAAUUUGUUUGUGGGUCCAGAACAGCUAACUAACCAAGACUUCUUGACAGCUGAAGACAAGGAGAAUAUUUUCAAUGCUGAUCACUUUCCACUUUGGUACAGAAGAGCUGCUGAACAGAUUCCAGGAAGCUUUGUAUACUCCAUCCCAUUCAGUACAGAAACUGCAAACAAAAGCAACGUGGUGACAGCAAGCACUGCCAUUCAACUUCUAGAUGACAGAAAAUCCCCAGUGGUUGCAGCUGUAGGUAUCCAGAUGAAACUUGAGUUUUUCCAGAGAAAAUUUUGGACUGCCAGUAGACAGUGUACAUCUCUUGAUGGCCGAUGUUCUAUAAGCUGCGACGAUGAGAACAUUAACUGUUACCUGAUUGAUAAUAACGGAUUUAUAUUAGUCUCUGAAGACUAUACUCAGACUGGAAACUUCUUUGGUGAAGUUGAGGGUGCAGUGAUGAACAAAUUGCUAAUAAUGGGCUCCUUUAAAAGAAUUACUCUUUAUGACUACCAAGCCAUGUGUAGAACAACCAAAGAAAGUACCGACAGUGCCCAUAGCUUACUGGACCCAUAUAAAGCCUUCUUUGCUGCAAUAAAGUGGAUAGUGUCUGAACUUGUCUUGUUUCUGGUGGAAUUUAAUCUAUGCAACUGGUGGCACUCAGAUCUAACAGCAAAGGCUCAGCGAUUGAAAUACACCCUGGAGCCAUGUGACACUGAAUAUCCAGCUUUCGUCUCUGAACGUACUAUCAAGGAAACCAUAGGCAGUAUUGAUUGUGAUGACUGUUUAAAGUCCUUCGUUAUCCAGCAAAUUCAAAACAGCAAUCUCUUCAUGGUGGUAGUAAGUAAUGAGUGUAACUGUGAAUCUUUUCCACCAAUUACCAUGGAGCCAAUAGAAAUAAGGUAUAACGAAUCCUUAAAAUGUGAGCGCUUAAAAUCUCACAAAAUUAGGAGACGUCCAGAGUCUUGCCAUGGAUUCCAUCCUGAGGUAUGAUUUUGUUUUAUGAAAUAAAAGUAUAUUUAAAGCAAUUGUAUUUUUAAGGAUACACACAGUGAUCACAGUUACUGUCAGCCCUGGAAUAGUGAUGGUACUGCCUACAUUCGGAACUAAGGGUGAGGAUGGAAAACGGCAAGAUAUUAUGAUCUAAGCCUGCACAAGUUGGUUCCUAGCUUAUAAUUGCUUGUUCUAAAGCAACACUGCUGCAACACUCCAUGGGGAGCAGCAGGAGCACAGCUGAACUCUGGGCUCUGGAAGAAGCUUGGAGGCAACAGGAAUUUGGUUUGGUUUGGUUUAGUAGACCCACAUUUUUUCAAAAAAACAAAAAGUUGAUAUGGGGAUUCACCUCUGUGCCUGCUGCCUCCCAGUUCCACGUGGAAUUAUUAGAGCUUAACAGAGUUCAACUCCCAGAACCCAGCAUUAAGCCCUGUUCCCAUUGCGUCACAGCUCCAGGUAGCAGCAUUGACAGUGGGUCCAAAGUGGUCCGAAUCAUGCUAUAUUUGGAAUCCAGUUACCUUUACAUUUCUGCCUUUUUUUCAGGUGAAGAAACCCAUUCCAAAAUACUGAAAGAUCUCUAAUAGUACAGUUCUGGGAAGAGGGCACAAAACCUCUCAGGAGGCAGUGUGAUCUUGGCACCAGCACAAAUGCCUUUUGCAUAAAUGCCUCUUGCACCUGUGUAAGGGGCAUUUACAUUUAUGCAGAGGCACUUAUGCUGGUGAUGGGAAGUUGCACAACAGCACAACACUUGGGUUCUAGUGCCACUGCAGUGCCUAUGCUCCUCUGGUGCAAAAGCUGGCACCAGUGUCAGUGAGGGCAUUCCUGGGGCAGGCUGUCUUUAGUCAGCUUCUUGUGCCCUUUCAGUCCAUGAAUGCCCUAAUUUGCUGGUGGAGAGUUAUGGCAGCAAAAAGGUAGGCAUAGCACGUUGAGCUGCAUAGAACUGUUUCACAGCGAUUGGGGGAGUGUCUCUCUCAGUUUGCUGGCCAUGGUGAAGCAAACCUCUUUGGAGACAAGGUGGCUGCAUGUGGCUGCACUGUUUCCAGCCGUGGCACAACUACCCCCAUUAAGAGUGCACUGCUGAACUACCUUGCAAUCAGAAGCUGCAUUUUUCUGAGCACUUACUGAGAAAAAUCAGGAGUCCAUACCAAGUGUAAGGAAAACAUCCACUGACUUUUUAAAAAAAUUGGUUUCCUUCCCUCUUUUAAAAAAUGGUAAAGCCCUGCUGGUCUGCCAGCAGGAAGGGCUACUUGGGGAGUGUCUUUAAACCCAAACUGGAUGUUGUGGCAGCACUUUCAGCCAUGAAACUUAGGACAAAGGUGCAUGUUUACCCCGCUCCUGACCUUGGUUGAAAAAGGUUGAGUUAGAAAUUUAAUUAAUUAAUUAACUAAUUAAUUAAAAUAGAUAGAUAGAUAGAUAGAUAGAUAGAUAGAUAGAUAGAUAGAUAGAUAGAUAGAUAGAUAGAUAGAUAGAUAGAUUGAUUGAUUGAUUGAUUGAUUGAUUGAUUGAUUGAUUGAUUGAUUACUGGGCUUGGAGAACCACACCUGGAGAACUUGGGUUUCCUAAAACCAUACAACAGCUACUGGGAAUGACUUUAAAAACAUAAAUAAAGGAGACCCCUAACAGACUCUGAAUGUUUACACUGCGGGGAGGAAGAACUCCUGCCUUACGCAAUUCAUUUUCCUGUGUGAAAACAGCACUGGGGGGGGGGAGGUAUUUAAAGUCAGUGUAACAAAAUUAGCUAAUUUGACUUGCAAUAUUAGAAUAAAAAAAAAGACUUGCCCAUUUAUGAAUUUUUGCUGAAGACUUAAAAUAUUUUGAAAUAUUAGUUGGUAUCCUGGAGAGUUGUGAGAGAGUGUAAGUCCAAUUUAGGUAUUUUGUGGUUUUCACAAAUUCUUUGAUUACGCAAUAUUAGUAUUACUAUAACUGUUUCAAUAUGCAAUUUUUCCCAAUGUUUCUCCUUCCUUUCUUACACUAUCCCUGCAAAAAUAGAUUAAUAUUGCAUUUUACAGCUCAUACUGAAAGACUGUAAGUAAUCUAAGGGAAUUAAUCCAUGGCAUAAAUGGGAUUUGAUCACAGGGUCAAAGUAUUAUAUACUAUUUUGCUAUUUCAGGCCUGUACAACUUGUUACCUCCUAAACUGAGUUCAAGUUGACAGGCAUGUCAUGAGCCUGUGUUUUCCCCUCUGUAUUAUUAUUUUUACUGCUGUUAUUUCUUUUUCAUGGUGAAGUGUUGUCUUAUUUUGUUUUCAUCAGUUCUUUUAAUCUGAUUAAAAAUGUGUGAGAAAAACUUAAGGGAGAGAGUUGUCAAGCUCUUGUUAGUCUUCCAGCAUAAAUAGCAGAGCGUGCCUGGCUUAUAAGUUACAAGUUGUAUGAGUUAUAUUAUACUUUGGUUUGCCAACCUCCAGUUGGGAGCUGGAGAACUUCUGGAAUCACAACUGAUCUCCAUAGGGAUCAGUUCCCCUAGAGAAAACAGCCUUGGAGAGUGGACUGUACAGCAUUAUACCUUGCAGAGGGCACUCCCAUCCCCAACCCCCGCCCUCCUGUGGCUCCAUCUCUGAAUCCCCAGGAAUUUUCCAGCCCAGAGAUAACAGCCUUACAGAAGAUCCAUGUAACUUUGAUUGUGGUUUUUAAUGUUCAGAUCUCAAAUUGAUUGUUAUAUUCAGUUGUGCCACAUAGCUACUCUAUGUAUGUGUUGAGAGUAUCAUAAAUGAUUGAAACAUGACACAUCUUUUUUAUCUUUUUUCCUUCCAAAAAAUUAGGAGAAUGCCAGAGAAUGUGGUGGCGUUUUAGGCCUGAGUGCUAAACCUGCUCUUGUUAUGCUUCCUCUGUUUUUGGCUAUUUUCUCAAGGUGACAUUGACUGAUGAGUGAUCACUUGGCAUGCUAAAAUACAUGGAUAAACUGUGAACUGAGAAAUGGUGCAACUUAAAGGACAUGGAAUAUAAUCAAAACAUCAGCAUUUCAUGAUUUUAAACAGUGGGAUGAUAUAAACUCUACAAAUGACGUAAAAAUCAUCUUUUCUUUUGCGUAUCAUGCAAAUAUGGAUUUGCCAUGCAGUAGUCACAGUUCAUCAAGAAAAGGACUUCAGUAGAUAGAAACAGUCAUUACUUUCUGCUUUGUCUCAUCGAAAACAAUUUAAAAUGGUGUACUUUUUCAAUAAAGUAUAUUAAAAUCACA
Messenger RNA from Sphaerodactylus townsendi, 7231 nucleotides. It is a transcript of the gene CACNA2D3, whose product is annotated as calcium voltage-gated channel auxiliary subunit alpha2delta 3. Gene Ontology annotation, cellular component: voltage-gated calcium channel complex. The transcript is spliced from 38 exons. Gene Ontology annotation, molecular function: voltage-gated calcium channel activity. Bases 873 to 4058 code for a protein of 1061 amino acids. NCBI's taxonomy places the organism in Eukaryota, Metazoa, Chordata, Lepidosauria, Squamata, Sphaerodactylidae. The record is from RefSeq and is a predicted model, not a curated record.